CACUUAUCAUCAGCGUUCACACUAUCAACAACAGAACAAUCAUCAGAUUAAGAUGUUGUUUUAAUCUAAUCGAUUUUAGGAGACUUUUUAGCUGAUUCUUUUUAACUUUUCUACCAUUAUCUAUUUAUGUACAGAUACUAAUCCAUAUACGUUUUUGUGUUUAGAGUCAAAACGUUUUUUGUGGUAUCUUAUAUAACGUUAAUCUUCAUCUUAAGUCAAUAAAUCCCCUAAAAAAAAUCUAUAUGAAGCUGUGUUCAGGUUAAAUAGGGCAUUUUAGUUUUAAUACUUUUAAUUCCAUAUUUCUUUUUUUAAAUUAAAAAGACACAUUAUUCAUCAUUUUGUAUCCUAUGGCAUAUUAUUCAUCAUUUUGUAUCCUAUGGCUCUUUGUUUAUGAAUGAUUUACUUUACUAAACGAGUAAUAGACACUUUACUGUUUUUAAAACAAGUAGACGAUUUGGCGCCCUCUUCUGGGCGAAAGAAGAACUGCAUAUGUUUCACCUGUUUUCAUGUUACUAAUGGCAACAGAGCAUAAACAAAACUCCAAAAAUUCAGACCUGCACUUGAAUGAAUGUUGACAAUAUUGAUUUAAAGUUUUCCAUAGAAAAGUGAACAUGAGCUCCCAGCUAGCACUCCUGAAUAAAACAAGAAGUACUACUUUGCAUGGCACCUUGAACGAAGACCGGGACAAAGGAAAAGUGCUAAUGAGGAAGAGUUUGCAUCAAGACUCCCCGGCAGCUAUGAGUGAUCAUUAUACAUCUGUUAAACCCAACUCCCGCGUCCCCUCUCACACUUGCAUUGAUGAAACUUCCACCUCUAACUAUAAAGACUCAUCGAAAACAGGAGAUCCUCUUUGCCAUUCUGAGCUCAUGCACGUCCUCGUGCAGCGACUGACUUCACUAGAGGAAACAGUGAGGAGUCAAGCAGAGGAGAUGGAAAACAAGGGAAAGAAGAUUUCACUGCUGGAGCAGAAGCUGCAGACUCAGCAUGAAUCUGGGAGAGUGGACGGUUCAGGAGAUGAUCUUGAGACAAGAUGCCAAAAGCUGCAGCUUCAAGUGAAUGAAAUGGAGGACUUUCUGGGUGACUAUGGUCUGACCUGGGUGGGAAAAGGGAAGUCCUCUGGCAGGAGGUUCCACAUCGAUUUUAACCUCGUUCUGCAGAACAUCCAUGAGCUGAACGCCAUAGCAGCUGAAGAGGAAUUGUUUGUGCAAACGACAGCCAGAGGAGGAACGCUGUCCAGGAAGGAUCCUGUUCAGCUGAAGCUCUUCAGGAACGGCAUGGUCAUGUCGGAUGAGCCUUUCCGCUCAUAUCAAGAGCAUAGUACCCAACAGUUUAUGCAGGACAUCGUGGAUGGAUACUUCCCCUCUGAGCUCCAGGACACAUUUCCAGACGGUGUACCAUUUCAGGUCCACGACAUGCGGCAUGUGGAUUUUGUCGACGGGCCAGCGUGGGAUGCGUUUCCCGGUAAAGGGUACUCUGUUUGUGGAGAUGAAGAGGAGGAGCCUCCAAAAAUGAUCAGAUACCAGCCGGGAACAGAUCAGCUCCUGAACAAGCUGUCAAAGGGCUCAUCUGACUCCCCAAAAAACAGCACAGUGAUACAUUUGGACACUCCUGCUCUGCAAGCAGUAACUCAGAGCAGUGGCGCUUCUAAAGACAUCACUGUGCUCAAAGUGAAGUCUGAAGAUGGGAACCACAUGUACUUAGUGACCAUGUUUCUCUCAGAAACAGUCGGACACCUGCGGAGCUACCUGGACAAACACAGAGCAGGAGGGCUGCCUGGUUACCACAUCAUCAGCGCUUACCCACCACGCCGCCGCUUCAGCGACGACGGUCUCACUCUGCUAUCAUGCGGCCUCACAGCAAACACAACCCUGCUGCUGCUGGGAAGACGGAAACUUCCAGCACGGAUCAAAAAAACCCAUGAAGUUUGAGAAAAAUAUCUGAGGAAAGACUGUGACAGGCUCCUUCAAAAUAAGAGAGAAGGAUAUAAUUGAAUGAAAUAUGAUUAAAUAAGACGAUUGAAAACCAAA
This is a messenger RNA of Oryzias melastigma (Indian medaka), 2027 nucleotides long. It is a transcript of the gene ubxn11, whose product is annotated as UBX domain protein 11. Gene Ontology annotation, molecular function: ubiquitin binding. Gene Ontology annotation, biological process: proteasome-mediated ubiquitin-dependent protein catabolic process. The record is from RefSeq and is a predicted model, not a curated record. The coding region runs from base 612 to 1928 and encodes 438 amino acids. The transcript has 13 exons. NCBI's taxonomy places the organism in Eukaryota, Metazoa, Chordata, Actinopteri, Beloniformes, Adrianichthyidae.